This is a messenger RNA of Batrachochytrium dendrobatidis JAM81, 630 nucleotides long. RefSeq lists its product as uncharacterized. The record is from RefSeq and is a predicted model, not a curated record. Lineage: Eukaryota; Fungi; Chytridiomycota; Chytridiomycetes; Rhizophydiales. The coding region runs from base 1 to 630 and encodes 209 amino acids. The transcript has a single exon.
AUGAAACUUUCAAUCGCCAUAUUGUCAUCGAUCCUGCUUGCCUGCUCGGUCACUGUUGCCGACCCAGUUCUUGCCAGUUCGACUACAAGUACUGCAACCAGCACUUCAUCGACAUCUCCUAGUGCGACUGAAACUAGCGGACCUGACUUGACGAAACUAUUCGAUCCAUAUAGUGUAUAUAUGUCUGAUUGCUACCCAAUUGAUUUUGAUGGAAUCACACUGAUUGAAUCACUUGCAAACGGUGUACGUAGACUUGAAAGACUGCUACAAGAUACUAGCGAGAAAAAAACCGAGAUUAAAGAUCAAGUGGAAGUGGUUAGUAAGCUCAAGGAAAAAUUUGACCAUUUAAAGAGUGACCCUUCAAGCAGUAAAUCAGAGAUAAUCAAACUCAAAUCUACGCUUGUUGGAUCCAUUGGGAUUUUUAAAAGCCUCAAAAGACAGAUGAAGGAGCUCAUCAAGGAGUAUUCGCAUACGAAUCAGCAAAAUGCUAAAACACGAACGAUGCUUGGAGAUUACUUUACGAAACACCAUCCGAUUGGAUCAACGAACUCUGACGGUACGAUAAACGCUAAAUCAUAUCCUGGAUUCAAGAAAUGUUUUGAUCAUUUCUACUAUCGUUUACCACAAUGA